AUGACAUACGAAAGGUUAGCACCUUUUUACCGGAAUCGAAGGAGAUUAACACGGAAACAGCGUCGGCAUGAAUGCUCCACUAAUUCCAAUCCGCCGUCGUCUUCUGGUGGAAUCGACCUUCGAAUCUCUUCUCCAAACACUUUCACUCGAAAUGGAAUUAAGUUCAACAAUUAUCAACUAGAGGUCGGACACUUUACAGAGCUUAAUUUGGGUAAUUCAAGAGGACAAAACUUCCAUAGAACCAGGUUUCGCGAAGAUCAGUCUAGGGUACACCAGUGCCAAUACUCACGGCUCCGUUAUGCUACAGGGGAUUAG
This is a messenger RNA of Protopolystoma xenopodis, 315 nucleotides long. Lineage: Eukaryota; Metazoa; Platyhelminthes; Monogenea; Polystomatidea; Polystomatidae. The record is from the annotation of a GenBank genome assembly.